AAAGAAGAUUAACUUUCCCAAGUGUUAUGUCAAUAAUUUAUGAAUCAUCCAAUAAUUUUUCAUUUUUGUUUGGAAAAUGAUAAAUUUCAAACGUUUUUUCGAAAUAAACAAUGUCUGAUAUUAAUUUAAACAACUACAAUAACAGUGAUACGGAGAGCUCUGAAGAUGAAAUUGAACCCAAAUUGAAAUAUGUAAGGCUAUCAAAUGAUGUACAACAGAUUUUACUGACUUCUUCGGCGACAUGCAUUGCAGUACACCCAAAGUUCAUUUGCCUGGGUUCGCAUUGGGGCGUGAUCCACAUAUUAGAUUACCAAGGUAACAGUAUAGAAGGCAAAGAUUUGAAAGCACACACUGUUAGCGUGAAUCAUAUUUCGAUAGAUAUUAAUGGGGAAUUUAUAGCAACUUGUUCAGACGAUGGGAGAGUUUUUAUACAUAGCUUGUUUUCCAAGGAAAACAAUGUACAUCUCAAUUUAGGAAGGCUCGUGAAGACUAUAGCUUUAGAUCCUUAUUAUUUCAAAUUUGGAACGAAUAAGAGGUUCAUUACAGGCGAUGACAAGCUGACGCUGUACGAACGCACAUUCCUCGGAAAUUUAAAGCCUACAAUUCUUUGUGACAGCGAAGGCUUGGUCAGAAGCCUGUGCUGGGGGGAGAAUUUUCUAGCAUGGUCCAGCAAUAUCGGCGUAAGAGUCUACGAUAUGACAGCUAGAUGUUCCUUAGGGCUCAUCAAAUGGGAAGAACAUCCCAGCGGUUCCAUAGACAAAUUUAGGUGUAACUUGAGAUGGGCGGAUAGCAGAACUCUACUGAUAGGCUGGGUGGAUACGGUUAGAGUGUGCGUAAUAAGAAAACGAAGCAAUAUAGAAUUGGCGAACAGAGAUUUGCCUGAAUAUUUAGUCGAUCCAGUAUCUACCUUUCAAACUGAAUUCUACAUCAGCGGCAUCGCUCCUCUCGAUCAGCAAUUAGUUUUACUUGGUUUUCCCAAAGAGUUGGACGAAAAUCAAAAAUCUCUACGUCCUCAACUGUAUAUAGUAGAAUAUAGGGAUAACGACUAUACGGAUAUAUGUACUGACAGUCUUUCUUUGCGAGGAUACGAGGAAUACGGUGUUAACGAUUAUCAUUUGGAUGUUCUAUUGGAGGAAAGCCGAUUUUUCAUAGUGGCGCCGAAAGAUGUCGUAGUUGCCAGUCCGUACGAUUUGGACGAUAGGAUACAAUGGUUUAUACAGCACAAUAAAUUUGAUGACGCGUUAGACAUUCUUAUGCAAAACAGCACUAGAGACAUCCAGAGGCAUACCGUCCAAUCCGUAGGAAUAGAUUAUCUGGAUCAUUUGCUCAGUAGAGGAAUGUACGACAAUGCCGGUAGGUUGGGAUUGAGAAUUUUUGGACAAAAUCCGGCAUUAUGGGAAGAUCAGAUUUAUAAAUUUGCCAGCGUUCAUCAAUUAAGAUCCGUCAGUCCAUACAUUCCACGUACUCUCGAGUCAAAACUCAACCCGCACAUUUACGAAAUGAUCCUCUACGAGUACCUGAAACUCGAAGCUCAAGGAUUUUUAAAUUUAGUCAAAGAAUGGAACUCGGGUCUCUAUAACAUAGCAGCCGUAAUCAAUGCCGUUUUAGAGCAUUUACUUAACUGCGAAGUAGACAAAAACUUAUAUUUAGAAGCGUUGGCCAUUUUGUACAGUUACGAAAAGAAAUACGACAAAAGUUUGUCGAUGUAUUUGAAGUUAGAACAUAAAGAUGUGUUUACUCUUAUUCAAAAACAUAAUUUGUAUAGCGUUAUUCAUGAUAUGCUGUUGGAUUUAAUGGAUUUGGAUUAUAAACAAACGAUAGUUUUACUAUUACAAAAAAAUACAAUAUCGUCGGAUAAAAUCGUCGAAAAAUUAAGAUGGAAUGAAUUGCAUCUUUAUAGGUAUUUAGAUGAAUAUGAUAAAAAGAACCCCAAAGGGAAAUACCAUAAAGAUCUCGUAAGACUUUACGCGGUGUUCGCUAGAGAAAAAUUGCUGUCGUUUUUGAAAAAAUCGGAUCAUUAUCCUAUUCAAGAGGCUUUAGAUAUAUGUCAAAAGCAGAAAUAUUAUCCCGAAAUGGUGUACUUACUCGGUAGGAUAGGAGAUACCAAAGAAGCUUUAGCAUUAAUUAUAAACGAACUGAAAGACAUGCAGCAUGCUAUCGCUUUCUGCCAGGAACACGAUGACCCCGAGCUGUGGGAAGACCUAAUUAACAAAUGCGUAGAUAUACCAGAAUUCGUGACGUUUUUUAUUACAAAGCAUAGGCACAUUCGUGGAUCCCACUAUGUUGAUACUAAAAAUCAAAAAAGACACUUCGAUACCGGGGUUGAAAAAUUCUUUGGUUAAAAUGUUGAAUCAAUACAAUCUACAGGUUUCAGUGCAAGAGGGAUGUAAAAAAAUUUUAGUAUCGGAUUAUUUUAACUUGCAGAAAAAGUUGGUUAAAGUGCAUCAAAAGGGACACGUUUUGAAUGAUGAAGCGGUUUGCGGGGCUUGUCAUAGGAAGAUAAUUGAAAGAGAUCCGUCGAGAACUGCCAAUAUUGCCGUUUUUAAUUGUAAACACGCUUUUCAUGUCCAGUGUAUACCGGAAAAUCGGACUCGUUGUGGAAUUUGUUAUGCUACAGAACAAAAAUAG
Molecule: messenger RNA, 2628 nt
Organism: Psylliodes chrysocephalus
Lineage: Eukaryota; Metazoa; Arthropoda; Insecta; Coleoptera; Chrysomelidae
Source: the annotation of a GenBank genome assembly